GUAGCGUUUCCCAACGAUAUAUUUCUUCAGCUCUCGUCAUACUCUUCAUACGUCAUUUAGGCACCGUCGCCAAAAUUUAAUAUCCGGUACGGCUGUACAAUACCACAUUUUCUUACAGGCUACAGCUCCCAUGGAUUCCUCUUUUCAUCGUUUUUCGUCACUAAAAAUGAUUUCCACUUUGAACAGGCCUCCUUCACAACCUAUAACUCUAAAUUCCUACAAUUACAGCACAAGGUGCUCCAGUUUUUCAUUUUCGAGGCCCUCAAUUGCUGAAGCAAACUCCGCCUUUUCGUAUAAAAAAUUUAUCAAGUUCGCUCUGGAAGAAACUGGAAAACACACGCAGUUGGUUUCUUGUCCCUUACAGGAGGACUUCAGUUGCUUGACUGCCAUGGAUGGGAAAACAGAGCUCCACAUGCACUCUUUUCAAUCGCCUAAGAUCAGACUGUUGAGGAGUUUAUCCAUAGAAGGAAGUGAUGGGAUGCAGGUCCUCGAUUUUGCCAUCUUCCCGAGAAUGGAAUUUACUUUAUUCACGUUCUGUUUCUGUGCUUUAGAAGAAUUUAAUGUCAUUAGGGACCUCAACCCAUUGCACGAUGUCAUCAAUCAACGAGAGUACAAGGAAAAGUACUAUAGGCACUUAAUUUCUCUUGGACUCAAAUAUGCUGAGGUUUUGCCCUGGGGAGGAAAGAUUACAGCCGAGUCCUUGAAAUUUUUCUCACCAAUUGUGAUAUGGACCAAGUUUCCUCCCAGUCAGGACAAGCAACACAUAUUAUAUUCUGCUUUCAAGGAUUAUCUCAAGUUGAGAAUGGGUCGAGUUCGGCUGUUCCUGGGAAUUGUUGUUAGAUUACGUCAGUCAUGGCUUGAGUUGAUGGAGGCGGCAUUGCCAGAAACUGAUGUUUCUCAGACCACGUUGAAUAUUGAGUUACAACAUAGGUAUCUUACGUGGAGAGCAGAAAAGGAUCCAGGCCACCAAGUCCUGAGAAGGUUAAUUGGCUUGACUCGUGCCAAGGAUAUAAUUCAGAAUUUUCUCUUCAACGGGGUUGACGAGCUUGGGAGCAAAACAUUCACCGAUUACUUUCCUGAGUACAAGUGUGAUGACGGGACUGUAAAUAAAAACCGCAGUAUGAUUGGAAAAUCAUUUGAAAGUCGGCCAUGGGAUACGAAAGGAGAAUUCAUUGGCAACAGUUUAAGUUAGAACAUGAAGACCUUUGUAGGCUAGGCUUACUUGAGAAUUCUCUUGUGCUCCUUUUUUCCAGUGUGAAAACCUUUGUAGGCUUACUUGUAAGUUGUAACUUUGUCCUACCAUAUUAUUGUUGUUACUCUUGUAGCUGGCAAUGGCUAUGCCAGGAAUUUUGUAUUAUCAAUUACAACAUGAAACAUUUCAACAACUCUUCACAAUCUUGUUUACGUUAUCUUCCACAAACUUAAUCUCUUGG
Messenger RNA from Striga asiatica, 1433 nucleotides. The record is from the annotation of a GenBank genome assembly. Lineage: Eukaryota; Viridiplantae; Streptophyta; Magnoliopsida; Lamiales; Orobanchaceae.